UGGGAAAUAGAGGCCUGAGGGUUGGGUUGAACGACCGCCCCUUUUUUUGGAGCAACGAGGGUAGAACAACGUCGUAGAAAAUAUUACCUCUAAGCAACUUUGUGAAUUAGUGUAACGAAACUUGAGAAWCAGAUCAGGUGAAUGAUGGAGUCAGAGGUGGAGGUGAAUAGAAGCAAUGAGUACCCAUCGCUUUACAAAGUCAUGAUGGAAAAACUUAAUGAACAACGACAGCUAGACCAGUUCACAGACAUUACUCUUAUUGUAGAUGGACACCAGUUCAGAGCCCAUAAAGCGGUGCUGGCAGCAUGCAGCCAGUUUUUCCACAAAUUCUUCCAGGAUUUUACUCAGGAACCUCUCGUGGAGAUAGAAGGCGUGAGCAACACAGCCUUUCACCAGCUGAUGGAGUUCACAUACACAGCCACGCUAUCUAUGGCAGGGGAGAGUGAGGCGAAUGAUGUGUGGAAGGCGGCUGAGUAUCUACAAAUGCAGGAAGCCCUCAAAGCGCUCGACGAUAUAAAAAAUGAAAAUUCUUCUCCGCCGUUGAGGAGCAAAGGGCAAAAGAGGAAGAUUGCUGAGACGUCUAACGUCAUUACAGAAACCCUGCCAACGGUAGAGGGGGAGCCGGUGGAGAUUGAUGUGAUGGGUGAAAACUCCAUUGAGGUGAUGGAGUCCGGGCUGGAAGAGGUGGUAGAUGAAGCAAAGACUGCUCAGACAGCAUCCGAUGAUUCCGCUUUGGCUCUUCUGGCUGACAUAACUAGCAAAUACCAGCAAGAGGAACCAACAAUGCAGGAUGUUUUAUAUCAGGAGGAAACCAUUUCAGCCUCCAAGGUCCUGGAGAAUGUUGAGUUUGUCGAGGUCCAGAUUUCUCAAGUGGACAACACAUUUCGCUGCAACAAAUGCGACCGCAAUUUUAAAUUAUACUACCACCUCAAACAGCACCUAAAAACUCACCUGGGCUCAAUGGAGAAGCCUCAUGUGUGUAGCCACUGUGGUAAAUCCUACACACGGGAGGGCGCCCUGAAGCAGCACAUCAGCACGUUUCAUUAUGACACAGAAGAACUGUCUCGAAACAGCCAAAAGUCUCAGAAGAAAGUGCACGUCUGCCAAUUCUGUAAAAAGCACUUUGACCACUUUGGGCACUUUAAGGAGCAUUUACGGAAACACACCGGUGAAAAGCCUUAUGAGUGUCCAGACUGUCAUGAGCGAUUUGCAAGGAACAGCACAUUGAAAUGCCAUUUGGUGGCAUGUCAGAAUGGAGCCGGAGCCAAGAAAGGACGCAAAAAGCUCUAUGAAUGCCAGGUCUGCAGCAGCAUCUUCAACAGCUGGGAGCAGUUCAAAGAGCAUCUCAUGUGCCACACUGGAGACAAACCCAACCACUGCACCAUAUGUGACGUGUGGUUCACCCACCCCAAAGAGCUGAAGAUCCACCUCAAAGAAGGCCACUCCGUCAAGGACAAGUCCGCCGAGCAACUCGUCAUCACGGACUCUGCUGCCUCUGCCGCCCUCACCAUAGCCACACAGGGCAUAGAAGAGGGAGCCGAAACUGUUCUGUUGGACGAYGGCCUGCAGGUGGAACACGUCACAGUGGAGCCUAUGAGUGUGUUGGGAAUGGGGGACGCCGCGACUGUCGUGGUGGGGGAAGAAGGWGUCGAAGGGAUGUGUGAGGAAGAUAUGGAGAGGUUAAAACAGGCUGGGCUGCACAUCCAGGUGGUGCACGUGACCACGACGGAAGCUGACGAGCAGCACAUGGUGAACUCUCAGGUGGAAGUAGAGCUGGACAGUGGCAUUGUAAACCUGGAGGACGUCGAACAAACAGUGGUUGUAUGAGAAUGUGAAGAAGCAUUUGUUUAAAACAUCUGAUGGACACUCUUCCAGUAAUGAGCAGGUGAAUUAUCCCACUGUAGACAUUUUGUUUUUCUGAUGAAGCCCUGCAUGUGGAGAUUAUUAUCUCAAUAUGUGCAGCUGUCACAAUGAAWGUCUAGUCACUUAAUUCUGAGGAUUUCACAUGUGUAACGUUUCUUUCUAUUGCUGUAUUAUUUUAAAAACCGUAUCCAUCUUUGGUGUUUUUAUCAGCAAUGAGUUCAUUUUUUGUGCUUUACAGUCRAUUUUUAUAGCUUAUUUGGUUCUGUGAACUGAAAUCAGUUGCCAUUACUGUUGAGGAAUAAAAUGUUGCAGGAGCUCUWUCUAAAUCUGCUCUGUGCUGCUGCUGUUUCACACUUUGCAAA
Molecule: messenger RNA, 2225 nt
Organism: Austrofundulus limnaeus
Lineage: Eukaryota; Metazoa; Chordata; Actinopteri; Cyprinodontiformes; Rivulidae
Gene: zbtb35
Product: zinc finger protein 131
Exons: 9
Coding region: 142-1827 (561 amino acids)
Biological process (GO): regulation of transcription by RNA polymerase II
Cellular component (GO): nucleus
Molecular function (GO): protein binding; DNA-binding transcription factor activity, RNA polymerase II-specific
Source: RefSeq, a predicted model, not a curated record